Messenger RNA from Thrips palmi, 920 nucleotides. It is a transcript of the gene Pop4, whose product is annotated as ribonuclease P protein subunit p29. Gene Ontology annotation, molecular function: ribonuclease P RNA binding. The record is from RefSeq and is a predicted model, not a curated record. The transcript has 6 exons. Gene Ontology annotation, biological process: tRNA 5'-leader removal; rRNA processing. Lineage: Eukaryota; Metazoa; Arthropoda; Insecta; Thysanoptera; Thripidae. The coding region runs from base 152 to 853 and encodes 233 amino acids. Gene Ontology annotation, cellular component: ribonuclease MRP complex; ribonuclease P complex.
UGUCUUCAGAGCUUCAUUAUUAAAAAUAUUGGCAGUCGUUUUGUGUUCACUAAUUUGGCAUAAAUUUCUCAUCCUUUAAACAUCCGUGGUGGCUCUGCUGUUUACGAAAUUAAAUUUUUUGUCAGGCUUUUAAUUUGAAAGGGGACCGAUAAUGAACUCCACCCGUCCUGGUCCCGAUCCGGUUUAUGAACCACUGCCUCCCGAAGUUCAAUCGACGAUUGUACCUCUUUUCCACAAUAAUGAACCAUUUAUCAAGUCAUUCCUCACUGGUGUCCUUCCUGACUGUGAUCACCAUCAAAUUGAUGAAUACGUUCGGAAGAGUUUCCCCCUUGUGAACCUUGGAAAGAAACAUUUUAAGAAGAGACCUCGUGCGUCUAAGGGAGCAUUAUCUCUCACUGAGAGACGACGUUUAGGACUUUACCAAUUGCGUAGGCACGGCUCCAAAUAUGCAGAUGCUGUUCCCGUUAAUGAGUUGUGGCUACAAUACAUAACUAAUCUCCUGUCACUAGACAGUAUUGCACAAUCUGGGUUUACUGCUCAACCCAGUGACAAGCAAUGGGCACAAGUUACUCUAGCAUUGUACAGAGCAGAUUACCAUGGAGCUGAGCUCGAAGUGACACGUACUAAAUGUAGUUCUCUGAGGGGUAUCAAAGGAAUUGUGCUGAUGGAUACCAAGAAUACUUUCAAAGUAAUUAGUAGAGACAAUGUGAUUCGCACUGUCCCAAAAGCACCGUGUGUGUUCAGUAUCCAAAUUAAAGGAUAUAAGUGUACGCUAUAUGGCAAGUAUUUCUGUACAAGGCCUGCUGAAAGAAGUGUGAAAAAGGUGAAAGGACACUGCCCUGCUGAUUUGUAAAUAAGGGAACUUUGUUUGUGAGGGGAAGUUGGUCUGGGAAAUAAAGAAAAAGGCUUAGCUAUAUUGA